Molecule: messenger RNA, 650 nt
Organism: Drosophila yakuba
Lineage: Eukaryota; Metazoa; Arthropoda; Insecta; Diptera; Drosophilidae
Exons: 3
Coding region: 75-527 (150 amino acids)
Source: RefSeq, a predicted model, not a curated record
UGAUUCAGUUUCGCUGAGGCAGCCUGACGAAGAGUUACUUUAAUAAUUAUUAAAGAAAAUAUUAACCUAUCGCCAUGUGGAAGAACUUGAUUUUCUGUGUGGUCCUUGUGGCCUUUGUGGCAGUGCCGUUCGCUGACUCGCUGACCUGCUCCAAGUGCAACUCGCCGUCUGGAUGCAAGAGUCCCUCCUCCGAAACCUGCUCCAAUUCGACGGCCAACGCCAACAAGAAUUUCCUGGAAGGCUACCAUAGUAAUGUGCCCACCGUUAAUGGCAGUCUCAACUUUUCCUGUGCCAAUCUCACUUACUACCAUGCAGCAAACUACACCCACACCUUUGAGUUCCUGGGCUGCGUAUUCAACGAGACAAAUGUCUGCAAUCUUUCCCUGAACAACACUUCGAGUGGAUGGUCCAAGAAGUGCCUAACCUGCGGCACCGACUACUGCAAUCCGGCUGGAACUUUCAGCAGCAGUGUCUAUACCAUCCUGGGAUCCGCCAUGGCCGUGAUUUUGGCCAAGGCUCUGAGCUAGAUGCAAAAGUCAUAAUCUGGCGACUGAGCUGUGCAGUAUUCCAACUACUUUUCGAUGUAUAUUAUUUAUUUGAAUUAAAAAUAAAAUCAUUUAAGAUGACAAAGAAGGGGAACCUGAUCAUAA